UCCACUUUUAGUGACCCCCCAGUAAAUUCCAACCCCCUACUCAGCAUCACAGAAUUUUUCAGUCCAAGUUGGAGUGAAGAAGGACGAUGUUGUUAUUCUAGUUGUAAACAAUAUUUUGUGGCGUGCGUCAUGGAGGGAAAAUUUACAUCGGAAGAAUCUAAUUUAAUACUUGAAGCAUUUUCAAGAAAAGCUGAUUACGAUGGUCCUUUGGAUCAUAGAUUUUUGGACUAUUUGAAUAAAAUAUUCUUAAUUUGGCGAGUUACCCACGCCACUGAAAUUCUGAAGGGCAUGAUAGAAUUUUCGAUUGAACUUAAAGUAGACUUUCUGAAUUUGAUGAAAGAGAAGUUAGGCUACUCUGAAAAUGAGUUUUCUCAUAGCUGUUUAAUGAGGGAGCCCAAGAAUUUCAUUUUAAUAACUGAUUUUGGUGAAAAGAAUGAGUUCUUCCAAGACGGGUGUUUGCUAUACUUAGUAAAAGCUUACCAAAAGUGUCUAUUAGUGGAUUAUGAUAUUUAUAGGCACGUAUUCAAUAAUCUAAUGAGGUCAAGAGUUCUCAUCAAUCCAACCAGCUGCAGAUCGUAUCAACUCGUCUUCCUCUAUAGGGCGUCCACUUAUAGAACAGCAGAUGACCAAUUAUACGAGAAUGUACUGAAAAUGCUUUGGAGUGCCAUUUCUGAUCCUCUAUUGACAUUCGCUGAUUUCUUCGAAAUCUUUGACGGAAUAGACGAAGAAGAUGUUCCUAAAAUAAUAAAGCCCUGGGACUGGUACUGUAAACUGGUUAGAACUUCUGAAUGUCCCAGAAAGUGCCCGAGAUCUUUAAAGCACCUUUCUAGGUGCGUUAUAAGAAACAAAUUGAGAGACUGUCUCCAAUUACCAAAUGGUAUCGAAAAACUUCCUAUUGAAGAUACCUAUAAGCCAUAUUUACUUUUAAAAGAUUUCAGUCAAAUGAACUAGUUUAAAAAUUUAAACAAUGUUUAAUCAUAAUUUGUUUUCCUAAUGACUAUUUUAAUAAACAUUGCUUUGUAAUGAAAAUUUAGCAAUAUGUUUCUAUUGAUUUGCCUCUUAGUUUUCGCUAAGUAAGAAUUUUUUUUGUUGUUGCAUGAGAUUUUUUAACAGAUUGUAGAUACGUUCGUAUCACUUAUUUCAAAUCUGCCAUCCGUUUCACCCUCCAAACUACAGUUUAUUUUAAAAUGGUAUUUUUAGUCAAUUUUUUGUGAAAACGUGUGAGUUGAAAAUUUCUAGGGGAAUUGGGGCACAUCACCAGGAUUAAAAUUGCGUAAAAUUCCAUGCCCGGAAAUGUCAUCAUAUGCCACUAGGGGUGUUUCCCUAUUAUGAACUGUUUCGACAAAAUAGAAAAGCACCCAAGCCUCGUACGAAAGUUUUUGGGCAUGCGCUCCUAUUUAAUUUUUUUCCCUGGUGAUGUGUUUGUCGCAAAAUUUAUGCGACUUCCUGAUGUAUUUAUAACUUUUUUAAACUUGGACAUUUCAAUAAAAAAAUCGACUAAAACUGUCAUUCCUUUAAGAAAGAAAAGAAGAAAUCUAUAGCUUUGAUUGCAAUUAUGAUAGCUGAAAUCAUACUCCUGGCACAUUAUUGCUCUAUUUGAAUCUUAAUCUAGAUAUUCUUUUUAAAUUGUAUGUGAGCAGCCGAGAAGUAAAUGUUUUGAAUAAAUAAAUUUGAUGCAAAAUUA
Molecule: messenger RNA, 1684 nt
Organism: Parasteatoda tepidariorum (common house spider)
Lineage: Eukaryota; Metazoa; Arthropoda; Arachnida; Araneae; Theridiidae
Biological process (GO): intracellular signal transduction
Source: RefSeq, a predicted model, not a curated record